GCUGCUCUGUGCUGGAUUCCCUCUUCCUCCUUCCCCUCUCCUCGGCCGUCCCCAGACGUCAUCCUCGUCGUCACCGUCGAGAAAGAGCAGAGCGGCGGGCUGAGUGAAAACCCCACUUUGUUGUUAUUGUUGUCUCUGCUCCGCUUCUCCCUCCCCGGGGAGCGGAAACUCGUCCGCGCGGCCAGAAUGUACAUGCAAAAAAACACAGACCAGUUGCAGCGGAGCUGACCCAUAGAUCUGACAGUUCAAGAUGGAUAAAUGUAGGCAUGUGGGCCGGUUACGGCUGGCUCAGGACCAUUCAAUAUUAAAUCCUCAAAAAUGGCACUGUGUGGAUUGUAACACUACAGAAUCUGUGUGGGCUUGCCUGAGCUGCGCACAUGUGGCAUGUGGUCGAUACAUCGAAGAGCAUGCACUGCAACACUUCCAGGAAAGUAAGCAUCCUAUGGCACUGGAGGUGAAUGAACUUUAUGUAUUUUGUUACCUUUGCGAUGAUUAUGUUCUCAAUGACAAUGCCACUGGUGACCUUAAACUUUUACGUAGCACAUUGAGUGCGAUCAAAAGUCAAAACUAUGACUGCACAACACGUAGCGGUCGGACAUUACGGUCAAUGGUAGCUGUUGAUGACUCGUAUAGCGCUCAUCAAGGUGCUAAAGCACUUCUUCAAACUGAAGACCUGACGUUUACAGCUCUGUGGCAUCGAAGACAUGCUCUGUUGGGAAAAGUGUUUAGAUCAUGGUUGGCUUUGACGCCAAGAGGUAAACAAAGGUACGAAGAAGAACGCCUCAGGGAGGAGGCUGAAAGAAAGCGGGAGGAAGCUAGGAAAAGGCGCCAGCUCCAGAAGCACAAAUUAAAAGAAGAGUUAGAAAGUACCCCCCCAAGAAAGAGUUUCCGCUUGCAACAGCAAAUACAAACUCCUCCACAGAUUGUGCCACCAACAAUGCAGAAACCCUACCAAAAAACUGUACCUACCGCAAAACGAAAAACAUCACAGCCUACCUCUAACGAAGUACGUAAGAAAAAAUUGGGCGAUUCUCCAAUAAAAAGGAAACCCACUGUGAUCCCUGGGGUGACAGGACUGAGGAACCUGGGGAACACUUGCUAUAUGAACUCUAUUCUUCAAAUUUUGAGUCACUUGCACGUGUUCCGGGAGUGUUUCUUACAGCUUGAUCUCACUCAAACUCAGGAGUUAUUGACAGCUGCAGCCAAUGGAAAAAUCAGAUCCUCCAGCCAAAUCCCUCCUGCUGCAGAUUUAGCUAGCAUAGCAAAAAAGCACACAAACGUGGAGAGGUCUUUGGUAAAGCGCCAAGGCUCUUCAUCUGGCCUUAGUGGCGGAGCAUCAAAGAGUCGAAACAUGGAACUCAUUCAACCUAAACCUAGCUCAGCACACAUUUCUCUUUGUCAUGAGUUACAUACUCUCUUCCAAGUCAUGUGGUCGGGUAAAUGGGCACUGGUCUCCCCCUUUGCCAUGCUCCAUUCAGUCUGGAGGCUGAUACCAGCCUUUCGUGGAUACGCACAGCAAGAUGCUCAGGAAUUCCUUUGUGAACUUUUGGAUAAAGUACAACAAGAACUGGAGACAACUGGGACCAGGUACCCAACCCUGAUUCCCAGCUCUGAGAGGAAACUCAUUAAACAAGUCCUGAAUGUGGUCAACAACAUUUUUCAUGGGCAGCUUCUCAGCCAGGUAACUUGUCUUGCCUGUGAUAAUAAAUCUAAUACAAUAGAACCCUUCUGGGACUUGUCACUGGAGUUUCCGGAGAGGUAUCACUGCAAUGGCAAGGAGACUGCCUCCCAGCGACCUUGCCUACUGACUGAGAUGUUGGCCAAGUUCACCGAGACGGAGGCAUUAGAAGGAAAGAUCUACGCCUGUGAUCAGUGCAACACAAAACGCAGGAAAUUUUCAUCAAAACCAGUUGUCCUUACAGAAGCCCAGAAGCAACUGAUGGUGUGUGGCCUACCUCAAGUUCUGAGACUGCACCUCAAGAGGUUCAGGUGGUCAGGUCGCAAUCAUCGUGAGAAAAUCGGGGUGCAUGUCCAGUUUGACCAGAUGCUAAGCAUGGAGCCAUAUUGCUGUAGAGAAUCUACUGCAAACCUGAAGCCAGAUUCUUUCAUUUAUGAUUUGUCUGCUGUAGUGAUGCAUCAUGGGAAGGGAUUUGGUUCUGGGCAUUAUACAGCCUUCUGCUACAACCCAGAAGGAGGGUUCUGGGUACAUUGUAAUGACUCCAAGUUGCACACUUGCACAGCUGAAGAGGUCUGCAAGGCACAAGCUUAUAUCAUAUUCUACACCCAGCGUGUCACUCAGGAGAAUGGACACUUGUCUAAUAGGCUUUUGGCUCGCGGUACCCCAUCUAGCAGUCCGCCGUCCACACCCUGCUGAGAUACAGGAAACUGAACAUAAUGGCAGCUUACAGUCCGUGUGUAACGGACUCUAUUCCCCAGUCACUUGGGAGAAGCAAAGUUUAUAAAGUGAACAAGAUUGCCCAGUAUGAUCUGGGCUGAACAAAUUUGUAUGAAUUUUGAUGUUUUUGAGUAGGUUGCUAAACGUCACCAAACCACCUAAGCAGAAGGUGUCAGCACCACAACGUAAAAAUGUGAUAUUUCUCAUGUACAUUAUGUUUAUACAGUUUUGUAUGGUAUUAAGCACUCAAAAAUAGAAUAAAAUGAUUUUAACAUUUG
Messenger RNA from Bufo gargarizans (Asiatic toad), 2673 nucleotides. RefSeq names its product ubiquitin specific peptidase 44 (gene USP44). Gene Ontology annotation, biological process: protein deubiquitination. The record is from RefSeq and is a predicted model, not a curated record. Gene Ontology annotation, molecular function: zinc ion binding; cysteine-type deubiquitinase activity. The coding region runs from base 251 to 2374 and encodes 707 amino acids. Gene Ontology annotation, cellular component: cytoplasm. The transcript has 6 exons. NCBI's taxonomy places the organism in Eukaryota, Metazoa, Chordata, Amphibia, Anura, Bufonidae.